AUGAUUUUGCCAAGCGAAACUGCAUUUGCCAACGAUAAUGCUAAACAUAUGAACUUGCCUCAACUGAAACCAUCCUCAUGGUGGAACCGUGCAUUGAUACCAUUUCUCAUUUGCCUUGGAUUAGGCUACCUCAAUUUUGCACUCAACUAUUCAUUGGGGUAUAAAGAAGUUUACCAACAUCACUCUCGCGCAAGUGCUAUUUUGUUGUGGGUGAUCUCAGGGUACAUUCAGGUAUGCAUCUUUAUAUACUGGAUUUUAAUAAUCUGUAUUGGUCCUGGGGUUGCACCGAAAAUUGCUCCAUUCAACAUUUAUGAUGAGCCACCAAGACCGCUGUUGCAACUAACUCCUACCCCCGAUAUAUUUUUUUGUGACAAGAUGGGGUAUCCAUAUUACGAUUCGCAAGUGGAUUCGAUAAAGCUUGAGCGUUCGUUUUAUUCCAAAUACGUUGGACAUACUGUUUUGAAAUAUGACCACUAUUGUGUUUGGAUUGGAGCUACAAUUGGUCGUAAUAACUACUUGUACUUUUUGAAAUUCUGCGCAUGUUUCCUUGCAUUCUUUGUUGUCUUGCUCGUAUACACCGGUGUUUAUACCCGCGCAUCGAUCAACCGUGGCGGGGAGAUUAAUCAUAACUAUAUAGUGUUGUACAUUAUGGGCGGAUUUUGGGUGUUGAUGAUUAGUGCACUUUUGGGGACACAUUUACGUUAUGUUUGCAUCAAUAUUACCACACUCGAUGACCUAGCGAUCAAGCAAAGAGACCGCUACACUAGAUGGAAAAGUCGGAAUAAUAAAAAUGAAAAAAAAGAUGAAGGAAAAGGAAAAGGAAAAGGAAAAGGAAGAGGAAGAGAAGGAGGAGGGGAAGACGGAAAGAUGAGCAGAAAUCAGGGACUGAGCGAACCCAGGGAUCUACGACCAAUUUUUGAAUGUUUGAAGGCCAAAACUCCUAGAAUGGAAGACGGUCGACGAUAUGUUAAUGUUAAACAUGGGGAAUACAGAUUAGUCGUUGAAUUCGAUGUUACAAAACGGCCUUUUGAUUUGGGAUUAAAGAUCAAUUGGAUUAACCUUGUAUUCAAUGGCAAUCGGAAUAAAAUGCAGCCGAGAUCUUUUUAUACAAAUUUCAAGUUUAUUUUGUCUAUUCUCCAAAUGUUUACUCCAUUUAUAGAACUCAUUUGGCAACAUCUUGGUAAACCGAAGUAUCGGGAUAUUGAAAAAGAAAAUAAUGAGCAACACCAGUCAUACUCGGUGUAUGAACAAUAUUCGGAACAAUUGGGUCCAUUGUUUUUGAACAAUGUUUAUGAAAAGAUAAACAAACGAGACUGUUACUUAGCUAGCUAUACAAACGUUAAAGAACAAUAA
Lodderomyces elongisporus is the source of this 1353-nucleotide messenger RNA. It is a transcript of the gene PFA5, whose product is annotated as palmitoyltransferase. The record is from RefSeq and is a predicted model, not a curated record. Gene Ontology annotation, biological process: protein targeting to membrane; peptidyl-L-cysteine S-palmitoylation. Lineage: Eukaryota; Fungi; Ascomycota; Pichiomycetes; Serinales; Debaryomycetaceae. Gene Ontology annotation, cellular component: Golgi apparatus; endoplasmic reticulum. Gene Ontology annotation, molecular function: protein-cysteine S-palmitoyltransferase activity. The coding region runs from base 1 to 1353 and encodes 450 amino acids. The transcript is spliced from 3 exons.